AGACUCCGAGGGAGGAUUACUAAACAAGGUGGCUACGAGAAGAGAUGUUAAAGAUCUUCUCUUCCUGAUGAAGGCGAGAGAGAAUUAGGUGUCAUUCUUCAUAUCCUACAAAAAGCAACGCGAUACGUGAUAGCUGAGGACGCGGCCUGCAUAAUAAUACUUCAUUUAAAUUCAACUUUCAUCCUGCGUUGCCUUACCUUGCGGUUUUAUGAAGUUUGAAGGGAGGCUGCAAAGAGAGCAGCUAUUCCCAUCAGGCAGUUGAUAAGGAUACCCCGCGAGAUGCGGUCGAAAAAUACCACCAAGAUUUGAUAUCUGAUCGAUACGGAGAUGGUGAGAAGACAUCAAAAGCUGUUCAGAUCAUCGUUUAUUUAAGGAAUAGUCCCACCGAUUGAAUAUCCUAUAAAAGCCAUCUUGUAUGGUAAAGAUGACACGACGCUCACAGACUAAACGCGGUGUGAUUGCGAAGCCUUGAAUCGUCACCGUUUAUAUUUACCGAUUUCACAGAUUUACGAGAAGAUAUCGAUCUCGAUCCCUAUCUUAACAUAUCAAGAUUCUAAGCAGGUCGUUUUUUUUCUAACAUAAAUGCACAGAUCCUGGAUUAAACAUCAUCAAAGAAUGGCUCUUUCCCCUAUAUGCAAUUUCGAACGCAACUGUAUAGAGUUCUACUCCAAAAGGGAAAUAUUUUUAUUUAUUGGUCACGAUCUGAUCAAAUCGAAAGAGUAAUUUAGAUCAUUUGCAUCGCAGUGAUUUUUUUAUAGAAGAUUGUCUUGUUCGAAGCUAAUUUGUGAAACAAAAUAAAGAGGCCCAGUGGACGCCAUUGCUAACACCACUUCUGUCCUGGAACAGGUUGUAAAGACAAUAAUUUAUUGACGGUGAAUAAAUACCACCUUACUACGGCUUAUCUUAAACUUUUUAUGGAAUUAACAGGAUGGAACCCCGUUUAACAUCAUGCUAAUCAUCUCAAUUAUCCGUGAACUGUUGAUAGAGACAUGCACAGAUCAUGACCGAAGAGCAUCUGAUGCUUUAGAUCAUGAGAAAUUAAUGAUGGAAUCUUGUUGAGCAUGUAGAUCCUCUACGUUUAUGGGCAACAUGUGCCAAAGAUGGCGGGAAAAUGCCGACUAGUGUUUUGAUUGCUGCGAAAUUAAUGAAGGAAUCUUGUUCAACACAUCAUGUCAAUAAUAUCGCUUGUACGCUAAUCGUGCAUAGAGGCGUCACAGUUAUAUGGUGAAGGACACCAAGUAAUGUUUUGAAUCCUGUGGAAUUAUAUGAUGGAAUAUUGUUGGACUUUAUGCCAAUAAUCACAUUUGUCCUUGACUAUUUCGUAAAGGCUUGCAUGUUCUAAAUAUGGUGAACAAACCUAUCGUUUAUUGUUUGGAAAUUUGUGAUAUCAACAAGAUGGAAUCUCCUUGAGGAUCACACCAACCGUAGCGUCAAUUGUCUUAGACUCGUUUAGAAACACUCGCAAAUGCCAAGAUGGCGGAAGGCUACCAGCUUCCUUACGUCAUCAGCAUUUCUUUGAUCCUCGUAAUAGAGAUGGUAGCUGGGUUCCUAAGCAACAUGCUUGUGUUACUGAGCUACCAUGUUAAUAAACAGUUCCAGCAAAAUGCGAGUGAUCUAAUCAUCACGAACAUGAACCUCGUUGAUCUGGUAAUAUGUGUUGUAUCAAUACCUCUUACACUAAUGGUUAUAAUACGCGCGUGGGAUAAUCCGUUUAUUUGUUAUAUCCACGAAGCGACGAUUAGCUUCGCGAGUGUGGCGUCGGCCAUGAACGUUCUCGUUAUUUCGCUGGACCGCCACGAUAAGAUCACAAACCCACUGAAAAGACGAAUAUCAGUGCGCAAUGUAAAAUGGAUCAUCGGGAUCACGUGGGUGAUGUCACUGAUAGGCUUCGUGACGCCGUUUGUAGGAAUUCGUGGAGAUUUUAUGGUGACAUUUCGAGACGGAAACACAACAAGACCGGCCCUGUGUUACGAAUGGUUCCAGAUUACACGAUCAAAUAACUAUUACGAGUUGUACCACGUUCCAAUAUUCUUUCUCGCGUCUGCCGUUAUGAUGUACGCGUAUUAUUCUAUCAUUCGAGUGACUCGAGUAAAGACUAUUCAUAACGCGUUAGUGAGAGCGACCACUGUCCCCUUCCACAUGCGCGCAGAUCAACAAGGGAACAAUAGCAAGCAGAUUGAACGCGAGAACACGCCUACAUCUACGCAUCGCGAUCCGGAGAAGCGCGUAUCGCGCACCACUACGAUCAUCUUGUCGACAUUCAUAAUCUGUUGGGGACCGCACACCGCUAUUAGUAUUGUUAUUUUAGUGAAAGGUAGGACAGAACUGUAUGAUCUUCUUGAAUGGUGGUUUUCAGCUCUAGCCUACACAACCAUUCUCAUGCACCCCAUCCUUUACGUGUUCAUGCGUAGAAACUUCCGGCGCGCGUUCGCGAAUAGUUGUCUCGCGCGAGUGCUGUGUAGAAACCGCGUCGCGCCAGGUUUCACGCCCUCGCCUAGCAACCACCGUAACGCCAAGGCAUUAGCUAGCAAGAAACAGCGACAGGUCAGACCGGGUCAAGCACCUCAAAAUCAACAAUCGCAAAAAACUCAAGUUGAUGGCAGAAACAAAGAAGACCCUGACGUCACAAAGUUGCAGAAGAACACCAGGAGAUCUGCUAGAUUGGAGGCUAAGAGGAGGGGUGACAUAGACCCCCCUCCUUCCACUCUUUUCAUCACCUUAUCAACCGCUCUUGAUCGGCCUACUACUACUACAGACAAUCUCCGAACCACUUUGACGAAACAAGAAAGUAUGGAUGAUGUUAAAGCACUCUAUGUGGCCCAGGAAUCGCUCAAUGUACAAAAUAUGGAGUGAAUAGAUAAUUGGGUCAGUGCACUCUGUGGCCCGUAUUCUGGGUCCCGUCUAACAAAGAGUUACGAUUGAUCCAAUCAAUCUCUACAGUAUAUGGAAAUCCAUCCAUAACAUAUUUUUGUCUGCAGGAAAUUUGCACAAUCUCCGUGAAGAAAGAGAAUCACAUCGAAUCUUCAAGAGAACAAUGAAUGUUUGAAUAUACAUCAUAAUUAUCUAUAAAGUUUUCUGUACAAAUUUGCAUUUAAGAUUUGGACGUUGCUGGCCGUCCAUAGUUGUGGUCGAAUCGGAUCAAUCGCAACCCUUUGUAAGACGGGCUCCUGAACUCUUGUUUAAUUCUAACUGGUCGGUGUAAGCUCUACAUAAGUUACGAAUCACUUUACGCACGACUAAAUGAUAAAUCCAUAUCACUUGCGGAUCCAGGGGGGGGGGGGGGGAAUAGCCAGCCCGCCCCCCUUGAGAGCCAUAAUCAAAUGUGUAAUGUAAAUAUACCGCUUUUACCCAAGUGUUCCCCCGCCCCCUGUGAAAGUGAGGCCUUUUUUGUGGCUUUUCCAAUUUUCAGCGGAUGGAUUGACCUCCGAUUUUAGGUGGAAACCUUUUUUUUCUUGCUUAAUUGUCAAAUUUUCUUUGGAAAAAUGUGGCACCCCCCUUUGGAAAGUACUUGAUCCAUCCCUGAUCCCUAUGUAGCUGACAUAGCCCCUAAGAACAUGUUUCAGUUGUUGGUAAAGUUGCUUGUUACUUCACGAACAGCUUUAUGAAACACCCACCAGGGGCCCGUAACACAAUCGCACAACAGUCUUCUACGAUUGAUUCCAUUUACUACAAUGUACAAUCCAUCGUAAAAAUCAAGCGUACGAUCAAUCGCUAACCUUUGUGUUAAGGGACCCAGGUCUAAAGUUAUGGUUUGACUUUGGACAGUCAACUGUGAUUCAAAUCUCUAGAAGUGUAAGAUUAAUUUAUAAUAGAUCAAUUAAGGUCAACAUAUAUUUUUUGUUUGUCAGGACCAUGGACCAUGAUGUAAAACAGCUGAUUCAUUUUUCUUUUUAUAAUAAAAAAAUCAUUUGACACAUGAAACAUUUUAACUACCUGGGAAUAACGACUGAAUUUAUUUCCUUCGCCAUUAAAGCGUGAGGGAAGAGCAAAUUCAACAUCCCCAGCAAGCUAUGUAAACCUUCGCAAAGUGAUGGACCAUGGUAUAAGUCAAUCUGAGCUUCGGAAUACGGACCCAUGUUGCUCAAUACUAUAAUAGAACAGAGUGCAGAAUCGUGAGUUCACAGCUCAUUAGAACCCAAUGACAACUGGUUAAAUGUCGAGUAUUAUUUAGAUAUUACGGAGGUGUGAUCAACCAUUAAUUUUGUAUGAUCAAAUCACUUUUUAAGGAUGUAUUCUUAAUGAGAGUCUGCAUUUGACAGUUAAAGGACAAGUCCACCCCAAAAAAAGUUGAUUAGAAUAAAAAGAAAAAUCUAACAAACAUAACACUGGUUACUUCAUCAAAAUCGGAUUUAAGAUAGGAGAGUUCUGACACUUUUAAAUUUCGCUUAAUUUCACCAAAAAAAAAAGGUUAUACUCACUUGGUCGGAAUGCAAAUUACCUGACCGAUGACGUCAUCCACUCACUAUUUUUUCGUAUUCGAUAAUAUGAAAUACGAAAUAUUCCAUGUUUUCCUCAUUGUCACGUUAAUAAAAGUUUUAUUCCUCCCUGAAUAUGUGGUAUCACUAUGAUAGUAAUAGUUGUUUAAACAUUUCAUGGUUCAGUCAUGUUGGUCCUUAUUGCUAAAAUCUGUACAGAAAAUUGAAUAUUGCAUGAGUCAAAUAAUAAAAAACAAAAGAAAUAGUGAGUGAGGGACUUCAUCGACUCUCUAAUUUCGUAUGUCACUGCGUUGUACAUUUAACGUUUUUGUGAAAAAUAAGCAAAGCUUUGAAAUUUCAUAGCUUUCUUAUUUUACAUCCGAUUUUGAUGAAAUUUUCAACGUUUUCUUUGUUUGAUUCAUUAAUAAUGCAAACCAUUUUUUCUGGAAUGGACUUGACGUUUGAUAUAAAUAUGGUAUAUCUGUAACAAACACAAUCAUAAUGUAUUAUAUAGUCUUCUUUACAUUCCAUACCUGAAAAUUAGUUUGAUAGCAAAAACAAGAAAAGAAAAUGAGUUAUUGUAGGAGAACCAACUUUCAUACUUGAGAUUUUUAUGAUAAAUUAUAGCCAUUAAUCAAAUUCCAGAAUGUUUCUUCCACGAGUAUAUUAUACCCAUGCACCUCAUCUGACAACAAACACAAUCUUUCAUUUUAAAAUCAAUAGAUAAGGGCAAAAUAAAAUGAAUAACACUCCGAUUUACGAGAGGUUCACCAAAUUUAUCAGUGUUUCGAAACAUUCACAUUUUUUGAAAAAAUGUAACCUUCAAAUGUUGAUUUCAUUUCGUGCUGUACAAAAACCUAUCGAUGAAACAUAUAUAUUUUGUUUUGCUUCACUAGCAAAUUACUAUUGAAACUUUCUUUUUAUUGAAGUAAGAAUGGAAUUGGCAGGUGCUCACAGAACUUGAAUAGCUACAAUAAAUGCCUGAUGAUUCGUUGCAGCCCUUCUAAUUAGAAGGUGCUUUGUAUUGGAACAUGACUUUCAGCAUAAUACGCCCUUCAAAUAAACCCUUUAUAAUUUCACCACUAGAUGGCGCUAGCCACAUCAUCCAACUACCAAUCAUAGCUUCCUCGGGACAGUGAAGUAUCUGACUGAGCAAUUAUUUUGUUUCCCCAUUGAAUAUUCAAAUUGACAUCAUAUAUUUGUUUUAGUGGAUUAAAAAAAAUCUUAAAUCCAGUGUAUCCGAAAGAUUCAAUGGUUAGCAAUCAUUUGCCCCUGAAGGAGGAGAAUGAAAGCUUUCUUUUUUUCGAAAGUAAAGUGAAAAGCUCACACAAAAUACUUUCAGUGUAUAACCGUCACUGGUAUGAUUUGGUACACUAAGAUCUUGGGUGCUACAACUUACGCCACAUGUCGUCCCGAUAUAUGACUUAACCCUUAGGUGUUAAAAUCACACUUUGUUUCGUGAACAUAAAACCAAACACUGGAGAUAACAAAAAGUGCAAACUACCAACGGUUUAGGAGUAUCACCCAUAGACGUUAAACUAUAUACCGAGACACGUGUAGAUUAUUAAGCACUGCACGCUAUACAGUUCCAUUGCACGAUUAAUGGCGUUCAGGCGGCAAAGCCCACAGUGGAUUGAUUGAUUGAUUGAUUAAUUACCUUUUUAAUAUUCCAGUUGAAUAAAUUUUUGUAUCCGCUGAGAAUUCUGUUCAGUUGUUUAAUUCAUUUUAGACCCUUAGACUCGGAGGGCCUAUUAAGAAGUCGGGUGUAAUUCAAACUCAGGUUUAGAGUUGUGAUGUACCUAUGGAUAGCCAGUAGUUGCAUAGAUCCAUAACCGUAUAAUUUGAAUGUAUCAGCUCAUUUUUCUCUCAAAUCAUAUUUAACUGUUUCGUAAGAACAAAUAAGACAGCUUUCUUCACCAUUCACGAGUUAGGAAAGAGCAUAGUAAUCAUAAGAAAUAAACAUGUAAAAAAAUUCUGACAUUUUUGGCUUUCCAUAAUUUAGCGCAGAAUUAGACCAUGAUCUAAGUUAAACCUGACCAUAGAAUGCGGGCCUUAGGCAUGUUAGGGAAUGAAUAUCGUGACAUGAAUUACAAGAUGGGCUAAGAUGUAUGCAACAAUGUCCCACGUUUUACUUGAUUCACUAUAUGAUUCAACCAAGGGAUGGAUUUGAGUAAUUCAUAUAAUUCAUCUCCUCAAUAUGUAACAAUGAUUAUAGAGUGAAAAUGUAAUUAAAAGAAUAUUACAUGCACUGCUGUAUAGCAAUUUAUAAAAAAAAGCUGGUAAAGUAAACCUAUCCCUGGUGAAAAUGGAUUUGAUUUUCCUUGAAAGAAAAUAGUAAGUGAAUAAAAUGGUUAAAAGCACUUCUCGACUUCUGCCACAAUGAAUCUCAAAAUAACUAGACAUUAAUUUUAUUGAAUGUGAUGUACAUAGAUACAAUUAUGGCUUUGCUAUUCUUAAAAUAUAUUUUUUUGCUACGUUUAAAUGUUAUGUAAAUACUAGAUGUAAAUAUUAAAUGAAAAAAAAUCUUCAAUGUAUGAAUGCUUGUGCAAUGGUUGAAAUGAUUUUGACUAUAUGUUUCAAUUAUUAAAUCUAUGCUACGCUUGGCAUGUUGAAAUGUUUCAAU
Molecule: messenger RNA, 7038 nt
Organism: Lytechinus pictus (painted urchin)
Lineage: Eukaryota; Metazoa; Echinodermata; Echinoidea; Temnopleuroida; Toxopneustidae
Product: G-protein coupled receptor 22-like
Exons: 1
Coding region: 1474-2853 (459 amino acids)
Biological process (GO): G protein-coupled receptor signaling pathway
Cellular component (GO): membrane
Molecular function (GO): G protein-coupled receptor activity
Source: RefSeq, a predicted model, not a curated record